Molecule: messenger RNA, 6336 nt
Organism: Monodelphis domestica (gray short-tailed opossum)
Lineage: Eukaryota; Metazoa; Chordata; Mammalia; Didelphimorphia; Didelphidae
Gene: AP3D1
Product: adaptor related protein complex 3 subunit delta 1
Biological process (GO): protein targeting to vacuole; synaptic vesicle membrane organization; Golgi to vacuole transport
Cellular component (GO): endosome membrane; terminal bouton; presynaptic endosome
Source: RefSeq, a predicted model, not a curated record
AUCUAAGGCGGGGCUUGAGCUUGUCAGAGGGUAGAGAGAAGGGCUUGCUGGGCGGAGAGGAGGAGCCAAGAACGUUCUAUUAGGGCGGCUUAGGGAGUCUCUAAGGAAACGUGGCGCGCGGCAGCGGGGGUGUGUGUGUGUCUGAGUGGGGAUGCAGGAUUCGGCAUCUUUGGGAAGCAGGCGGGUCCAUUCUAGAGGAGAGGCGGGGUCUAGAGGAGAGGGCGGGGCCUACGGGAAGGGACAGCAGGAGGAGGGAGCGGCGAGAGCUGUCAGCUGACCGCACCGCCAUUUUGUCCGCCAUUUGCAAUCUGACUGGAGUGGGAGCACUGAGGAAAGAAGCCAGCAGGCAGCGAGCCGGCGCCGGUACCACCGUCGCCGCCGCCGCCGCCGCCGCCGCCGCCGCCUGCCCCGUGCUGCCCCCGUCUGGGAUGUGACCGUCUGUGGUUCGGCCCCCUGCCCUUUUUUCCUUCGGAGCGCUCUCGGCGGCAGACCCAGCCCGGAGACCCCAGCCAGUCAGCCAGCUCCCGGCGCCCCCAGCCCCGGCCCGGGCUCCGUCCGCCGUCGCGAUGGCGCUGAAGAUGGUGAAGGGCAGCAUUGACCGCAUGUUCGACAAGAACCUGCAGGACCUUGUCCGCGGUAUCCGGAACCAUAAGGAGGACGAGGCCAAAUAUAUCUCUCAAUGUAUUGAUGAGAUCAAACAAGAAUUGAAGCAAGACAAUAUUGCAGUAAAAGCGAAUGCAGUCUGCAAGCUUACCUAUUUACAGAUGUUGGGAUAUGACAUCAGCUGGGCUGCUUUCAACAUUAUUGAAGUAAUGAGUGCUUCAAAGUUUACAUUUAAGCGAGUUGGUUAUCUAGCUGCUUCUCAGUGCUUUCAUGAAGGAACUGAUGUAAUUAUGCUGACUACCAAUCAAAUUCGAAAGGACCUGAGUAGCCCCAAUCAGUAUGAUACUGGAGUUGCACUGACUGGUUUGUCCUGUUUUGUCACUCCAGAUCUAGCCAGAGAUUUGGCAAAUGACAUCAUGACUCUGAUGUCACACACGAAGCCUUAUAUCAGGAAGAAGGCUGUGCUGAUCAUGUAUAAAGUGUUCUUGAAGUACCCUGAGUCCCUCCGUCCUGCCUUCCCUCGCCUGAAAGAGAAGCUUGAAGAUCCUGAUCCCGGUGUGCAGUCUGCGGCAGUGAAUGUCAUCUGUGAGCUGGCCAGACGAAAUCCCAAAAACUACCUUUCCCUUGCUCCAUUAUUUUUUAAGUUGAUGACUUCUUCAACUAAUAAUUGGGUCCUCAUUAAGAUUAUAAAAUUGUUUGGUGCUCUUACUCCCUUAGAACCAAGAUUGGGAAAGAAACUGAUUGAACCCCUCACCAACCUAAUACAUAGCACUUCUGCCAUGUCUCUUCUCUAUGAAUGUGUGAACACAGUGAUAGCAGUUUUGAUAUCUUUGUCUUCCGGAAUGCCCAAUCACAGUGCCAGCAUCCAGCUUUGUGUUCAGAAAUUAAGAAUAUUAAUAGAAGAUUCAGACCAAAAUUUAAAGUAUUUGGGAUUACUUGCUAUGUCCAAAAUCCUGAAAACUCAUCCUAAGUCUGUUCAGUCCCAUAAGGAUCUCAUUCUCCAGUGUUUGGAUGACAAGGAUGAAUCUAUUAGGCUCAGAGCAUUAGAUCUUCUAUAUGGAAUGGUAUCGAAGAAGAACUUAAUGGAGAUAGUGAAGAAAUUGAUGAUUCAUGUGGACAAAGCAGAAGGGACAACUUACAGGGAUGAGCUGCUGACCAAAAUCAUUGACAUAUGUAGUCAGGCCAACUACCAGUAUAUCACCAACUUUGAAUGGUACAUAAGCAUUCUGGUAGAGCUUACCCGCUUGGAAGGAACCCGACACGGUCACCUCAUUGCUGCCCAGAUGCUGGAUGUUGCUAUCCGAGUUAAAGCCAUUCGGAAAUUUGCUGUUUCCCAAAUGGCCAUGCUUUUGGACAAUGCUCACUUGAUAGCCAGUAACACCCAAAGGAAUGGAAUCUGUGAGGUGCUUUAUGCUGCAGCCUGGAUCUGUGGAGAAUUCUCUGAACACCUACAGGAGCCUCAUCAGACUCUGGAAGCCAUGCUGAGACCUAAAGUCACCACUUUACCAGGUCACAUCCAAGCAGUAUAUGUGCAAAAUAUGGUGAAGUUAUACGCAUCAAUUCUGCAGCAGAAGGAACGAAGUGAGGAAAAGGAGGGCGCCCAGGAAAUCACUCAGAUGAUGAUUGAUCGGCUUCCUCAGUUUGUACAGAGUGCUGAUCUGGAAGUUCAAGAAAGGGCAUCUUGCAUCUUGCAGUUGAUUAAGUAUAUUCAAAAGCUACAAACAAAGGAAGUACCAGUGGCAGAAGAGGUGAUUGCCCUGUUUGCUGGAGAACUGAACCCCGUGGCUCCAAAGGCACAGAAAAAAGUUCCUGUCCCAGAGGGUCUGGACCUAGAUGCUUGGAUUAAUGAACCUCCUUCAGAUAGUGACUCUGAAGAUGAAAAACCCAAAACCAUUUUUCAUGAUGAAGAACAAAGACAUUCUAAGCAUCGACAACCUGAGAUUGAUGAAGAGGAGUUGGCCAGGCGCCGGGAAGCACGGAAACAGGAACAAGCCAACAAUCCAUUUUAUAUCAAAAGUUCACCAUCACCUCAAAAGCGAUAUCAGGAUACUCCUGGAGUUGAGCACAUACCUGUGGUCCAGAUUGAUCUCUCAGUUCCCUUGAAAGUUCCAGGUAUUCCUAUGUCAGACCAGUAUGUAAAGCUUGAAGAAGAACGGAGACAUAAACAAAAACUUGAGAAAGACAAGAAAAAGAAAAAGCAAAAAAAGGAAAAGAAAGGCAAGCAUCGCCGGCACAACUCACUUCAUACUGAAAGUGAUGAAGACAUAGCCCCUGCACAGCAGGUGGAUAUCAUCACUGAAGAGAUGCCUGAGAAUGCACUUCCAAGUGAUGAAGAUGACAAAGAUCCCAAUGAUCCCUAUAAGGCCCUGGACAUAGAUUUGGAUAAGCCCUUAGCGGAUAGUGAAAAACUACCAGUCCAAAGACAUAGAAAUGCAGAGACCCCAAAAUCCCCUGAAAAAGAAGAAAUUCCUGUGAUAGAAAAGAAGAACAAAAAACCGAAAAAGAAAGAGAAGAAACACAAAGAAAAAGAGAGAGAAAAAGAAAAGAAAAAAGAGAAAGAAAAAGAGAAAAAGGGGGAAGACUUAGACUUCUGGCUUUCUGCUGCUCCUUCGCCUGCCUCCACAGCACAGUCAUCUAUAGAACCCAGUAUAAAUACAGUUAUGGCUGUGGCUGAAGGCUAUGAGGAGCCUAAAAAAGAAGAGAGAGAAGAUGAAGACGAGGAUGAAGAAAAAAAAUCCUCCAAACAUAAGAAGAAAAAGCAUAAGAAGGAGAAGGAAGAGAAGUCCAAGGACAAAAAGAAAUCCAAAAAGAAAAAGCAUCCAAGUGAAGAUGAACAAGUGGAGGCUAUACAAAAUGGCACUCUUGAUGACGAGCCCCUUCCGCCUAUGUCCAGUUACUGCCUUCUAGCUGAAAAUUCUUUUAUUAAAAUGACAUACGACAUUCAAGGCAAUCUCCAGAAGGAUAGUCAGGUGACUGUGUCCGUUAUUUUUGAGAACAAGAGUGGUAGUUUCCUAAAAAGCAUGGAACUAAAUGUGCUGGAUUCAUUGAACACCAAAAUGGCUCGACCAGAAGGAGCCUCAGUGCACGAUGGAGUCCCUGUGCCUUUCCAGCUGCCCCCUGGAAUCUCUAAUGAAGCCCAGUUUGUGUUUACUGUUCAGAGCAUCAUCAUGGCACAGAAGCUAAAAGGGACGCUGUCCUUUAUAGUCAAAAAUGACGAAGGCUCCACCCAUGAAAAGCUAGAUUUCAAAUUACACUUCAGCUGCACCUCAUACUUGAUCACCACACCUUGCUAUAGUGAUGCUUUUGCCAAGUUGCUGGAGUCUGGUGAGCUGAGCAUGAAUUCCAUAAAAGUUGAUGGAAUUAGUAUUUCUUUCCAACACCUACUGGCGAAGAUUUGUUUUCACCAUCACUUUUCAGUUGUGGAACGAGUUGAUUCCUGUGCUUCCAUGUACAGCCGUUCUAUCCAAGGACAUCACGUCUGCCUGUUGGUGAAGAAGGGAGAAAAUUCUGUAUCGGUGGAUGGGAAAUGCAGUGAUUCCACCCUACUCAGCAAUUUGUUAGAUGAAAUGAGAGAAACAUUGGCAAAUUGUUGAAUGGCCCCUUAUAUCCCGCCUCUGCAGAAGGCGCACCAAGGACAGCUUGCAAGUGUUACAUUUCUCCCUUGUCCGCAUGUACUAGACUGGGCACAUGCUUUUAAUUUAAUGUCACAAUCGCCUGCAUUUAGACAUCCCAAGGAUGUAGGUCAUAUUGGUUUCUUUUAUUUUAAAAUUUUUUCACUUUGAACCUUUUUACCAAUUGUAGCAAUAACCCUUUCAGCCUCAAAACUUUUCGAAAUCUAAAACUGCCCAGAGUCUGUAUCCAGCUGUUUUCCAUAGUCUAGUUAUAUCUGUCCCCCAUGAUUUUUGGGUGCUAGAACCCCUAACUAGCCACAGAGGGGCCCCUAUGGCAGUAGCUGUGUCAGUAGAUUCUUAAGAAGGGAACUUAAGACAAGACUGAAGAAUUUCCCUUCAGGGCAGUAAGGAGUAUGCAUGUAACAGGCUAGCAUGCAGACAGGAUUCUCCCUGAACCCUUUGCUGUACACAUAUUUGAUCCUGAUUUUUGAGUAAUUGGAGGUUCGGUAGGGGUGCCAGGGAGUGGAGGAGGAAGCAAGGGGAGAGAAAGUUCAGCUGACUUGGACUUCUCUUCUACUUUGGAGCAAAGCCUAGGGGCUGAAAAGAGUUAAAUUUCCUUUUUUUCCCCUCCCCCAUUCAUCUCAAAAUCUGUACCAUUAUAUAUUCCCUCUGGUGAUUUCUUGCUGAUGUGCUUCUGUAAAAUCCACCAAAACCUCACAUCAUUGAAAGAUAGAAUGUAAUAGCAAAGGAACUGGAAGUCCAAAAGGAUGUAUGGGUGUAGGUGUGUGCAGAGGUGUGGGCGUGUCUGUCUGGGUGUUGGGGUGUGUGUGUGUGUGUGUGUGUGUGUGUGUGUGUGUGUGUGUGUGUGUGUGUGUCCUUGACAGGAAAACCUCUUGUCACAUGAGGUUGACAAGUACUAUUUUAAAACUCCAAACCUUCUCCCCAGUCUGGAAGUUUUCAUUUGCCCCCAAAUGCAGUGCAUAAAUGAUGUAAUUGGGGUUCACUUUCCCCCUGUUCCUCAUAACUUCUGCCACAAUACUGAUUUUUCAUCGUAGAGUGGCUAGUAAAAACCCAGUGAGGUCCCAGAAAUCUCAGCUAUUGAUCCCUUUCUUGCCAAAAGGGAACUGCCUAGGGAAGAAAGGGCUCAGGUUUGGGUUUAGAGUAUGCCACUACAGAGACAGGAAGAAUAUUAGUGGUACUACAUGUGACAAUGGGAAGUAAUCAAAUAGAAUCAUUGAUAGCAAAAAGGGAUUGAUUGUUCUUGCUCUUGAUGAUGACCCUGUCAUACUCUUCAGUCUUGUUUCAGGGGAGGGUGUGGAAUUUUGAGAUUCUAUGCCAAUUUUAGGAGUGUAAUUUAGAGCCCUUUCCUCUCAUUUCAUUACUGGAACUGUGGUUUUUACAUGGUGCAACUGCAGCUGUCAAAAGGGUGUCCAGAAAGACAAGAAAGGGACAAACUCAGGUUGUUUGCACUUAAAUGUUCUUGGUAAUAUAUGAAAUGCCAUUCCAGAGGCUCAAGUAUUACCAACCACCUUCCAGGUGGAAAUUGUGAGGCCAGUGAGCCCAUGUAGUAACUUCUCCAAGGUGUAUAUGCUGUGAAGGGAAGCCCAGGGUAUCAUCAGUGUAUGCACAAAGAGGGAAGUCCUAGGCUUCUUUGCAAUAAGCUCCCGGCAUGAAAUUGUGUAUCUGCAAGGAGUUCUGCCUUAGCAGCAUUAAGGAGAUGGUGUUGGGAUCUAAGAAGCAUUAUUUGUUGUCUGAUUGCACUUGUCUAUGCCAGGAAUUGGUGGGCAACAGUUCAGUCAGCUGGUAAAGUGUCAUUUUGGUUUGGGACAACCAGCUUGUGUUAAAGACUGAACAUGUUACAAACUAUCAUCAAAGAUAAUGGUCCUUAAAGAAUGGAAAUUCACAUUUUCUUUUUCAUGGAUAAAAAACUGUCACUUUAGCAUGUAGAGUAUUCUCUAUUACAGAAUCCUGUGCAGUGAUUCUAGAAUUUUGAGACUGUAUGAUGUGUUAUAUUAAAGAAUUUAUUUGCUAUCAACAUUCCCUUACAAAGAAAAGAAAAACAUACCACAAGCUGCUGUAAUGAUUUUGUGUCAAGAUGAUCCAAUAAAAUUUCAAAACAGAA